CAUACCUACUCCCUCUAUAACGUACUACAAUAAGUGCAAGAGAGACGGACAACGCCUCGCGAAAGUAGACAUCAGACGAGCCCGAUACCUCUAUACACACGCAGCACACGCAGAAGAGGCAAGGCAGUGUUCGUGCGGUGGUUCGUCGUCGUCGCGACAACUACGACGGUGUCUCUCUCUCUCUCUCUCUCUCACUCUCUCUCUCACUCUCUCUCUCACUCACUCCUCUCGUAGAGACCACCACUAUAGUUUUACCUCACUCUUAUUUCUCUCCUCUCUCUACUACUCCAUCACACACAUAAUAGUGCUCGGCGCGCGCGCUGCCAAAAAGGGCAGAUAAGUGAUGCGAAAAUUGUCAAGUUGCGCCAACCGCGAGCUGCUGCUGCUGUCGUCGUCGUUUCGUGAUAGUGUUGAUCAGUGGUGCGUCGUCGUCGUGGUCAAUAAGACAACAUCAGCGCGAUGUCGAGCACGCUGGAGAACCAGAUUCUGAAUCUGCAGGAGAGACUCAGGGCGGAGAAUCAGCUGAGGGACAAAGACAAACAACAACAGCAGCAGAGCAGCGAGAUGCAGCAGCAGCAGCCUCCCAACAUGCCCAGCCCCUGCCUGAGUCCUGCACCUGCCAGACCCAGACAACUUGGUGACAUGGGAACUCCAACGAGACCAAGAAGGCAACUUGAUCUGCCUGUGUCACACAUGAUGCCAUUCAAGAGACACGAUGGGGAAGUUGAAUCCAAAAUGCAAGAGAUCAUGAAGAUGAAUGGUAUUCUAAACAUCAAUGGACAAAAGUAUCAUACAGAGAUGAAGGAUUUGGAGCAUUUAGGAGAGCUUGGAAAUGGGACUUGCGGGCAUGUAGUCAAGAUGAGGCAUAAGCCCAGCGGUGUUGUCAUAGCUGUUAAACAGAUGCGUAGAUCAGGGAACACUGAUGAAAAUAAGAGGAUAAUCAUGGAUUUGGAUGUAGUUCUAAAGUCUCACGACUGUCCAUACAUUGUGCAAUGCCUUGGCUGUUUUAUCACGGAAUCCGACGUUUGGAUUUGUAUGGAGUUGAUGGUCACAUGCUUAGACAAGCUUCUGAAGAGAAGCAGACAAGCAAUACCAGAAGAUUUUUUAGGAAAAGUUACAGUAGCAACCGUAAAAGCUUUGUCGUACCUGAAAGAAAAGCAUGGAGUAAUUCACAGAGAUGUCAAACCUAGCAAUAUUCUCUUGGAUGAAACAGGUGGGGUAAAGCUAUGUGAUUUUGGAAUAUCUGGUCGUUUGGUGGACAGCAAAGCCAAGACAAGGAGUGCUGGAUGUGCCGCAUACAUGGCUCCUGAAAGGAUAGAUCCACCAGAUCCUACAAAGCCUGAUUAUGAUAUUAGAGCAGAUGUUUGGAGUCUAGGUAUUACAUUAGUAGAAUUAGCCACUGGAGUAUUUCCCUACCGAGACUGCAAGACUGAUUUUGAGGUACUGAGUAGGGUGGUACAAGACGAUCCUCCUUCUCUGCCUUCCGAUGCGCUAUUCUCGAAAGAAUUUCAAAACUUCGUCAGUUGUUGCCUUACAAAAAAUUAUAAACAACGGCCAAAGUAUAACAAAUUGAUGGAGCAUCCUUUCAUCCGAAAGUACGAGUUACAACAAGAAACGUACUCUUCAACACCGUCGUCUGGCUGUCAGUGGUUCUAUAGAAUCAUGAGACAGCUCGAGCCAAGUUUCAGGGUCCCGACGUCAUCGAUUACAUCAUCCACCAUCAGCACAUCGACAUCUCAGCGGCCUUCUGGCCACGUCUCCCUCAAGCAAACCGCUCACCUGCGCAGUCAGAGCAGCGUCAACAGUCACGACGUGGCUGCAUACCUGCGCAACAACACCAGCAGCACCAAAGAACCGACAUCCCUCAACUCGUCCACCUCCUCGCGCAGCAACCUCGAGAACGGUGGUGGUUACAUACCCUACAGCCCCUACGGUUUCCGUCGGAGGGACCUGAUCUCGAGGCCGACUGGCUGCAAUAGUCUACAGCGCUCGUACUCGCCCGGAUACCGGCAGGACAACGGCUACAAGCCCGACGAAAGAUCUUACUCGCCUUACAGAACCGGUGGCGGCGAGGCCGAAGCGACGAGGCCCUACUCGCCCUACAGAGAACGGUGGCAGAGUUCGACGGGCCCCAGGUCUCUCAGCCCCUUCGCCAGGGACUACUCUCCAUGGAGAAGAGAGAACGUCGACCCACCGGUGAUACAGCUACCCACGACGGCUACGACAACGACGACAUCGAGCGGCAACUCCACCGACAGGUACUCGUCGGUCGUGAAUCAACGACUGGAAAAGAUCGUUACAGUGCCUCAGACUCACGUGCAAGUGCAGAAUAUUUAUGCCAGUCCUAUGCUUAGUCGCAAAAGGUUUCCAUCCGAGCCUCCGCCACAGGGAUCGCACAGUUCGACCAGUCCACAGCUGCUCAUAUCGCGGUUCGCACACCAGCUGAAGCAGGAACCUCCUUCCACCGUUCCUCAGGUACAGCUGAACAGCAAAGAGUCGGCGAAAAAGCGAUUUGCCUCGUACGUGAGACUCAGGCUGGGCAGCGAUCGUGAACCGUCGCCCGAACCACCGCCGAGAUUCAACAGGGGAGAGUCACCGCUUUUGCUGAGAAGGAACGUUGGAGAUCAAGCCUCUCCUUUCUUUCCAAGAAGGUAUGUCUCACCAUCGCCUCCAGUACCGCCACCGAGACGAUUGUCGGAAAGUAGCUCGGUUCCGGGCAGUCCGCAGCACCUGUACUCCCGGCUAAACCACUACACGCCCGAACCCCAGAGGCGAGCGCCGCCUCCAUAACACAGCGAUGCGGGCGGGCCGAUCCAGUCGUUCUUCUCACCCGUGCCAUACCUCAGCAAGACCUUUCGUUCGCGAUUCCUCAGGAAAACAAACGGCCAGACUCUCUGCCCGCGCGGCUAAGUGCGUUUCCUGUAGCCUGUGUAAAGGAUCGCAGUCGGAUGAUGGAGGGCCCGUACGAUUCACGAAAUACUCUAGCGAGGAUAAGGGAGGACUACUCGCCUACAUCGCAGUGGAGGAAGAGGAGACAACCUUUUUUAAGCGCCUAAAAAUUAUUAUAGCGAUUUUUAUAUAUACACACACGUAAACCUGAGAGGAUAGUUGUUUAUUUGAAUCAUUUUUUGCACAAGACUUUGCUGUCAAGCGCGCGCGCGCGCGCGGACAGGAUGAUUUAAUAUAUUAGGAGACGGUAAGUGCGGAGUCAUAACUCGCGCUGCAGCCGCCUUACGCGCGAACUCUCUUUUAUCGAUGUGUAUUUAUGAUAGUAGAAAUGCAAUUUGAUGCUCAACUUUUAUACUGUGCUUGUUACGCGGAUAACAAAAAAAUCGAAUAACGAUCAAUGAAUCUAUACUAGUAGCGUGAGUUGAAAGAAAAUUUUUCUUAUGCAACGAUAGGCAGAUUUAUUAUUAUUCUACAUCGUGGAAAAAUUUACAUUACCAAGCGCGUGAACUGUUCCUACUUUAUUGUUUGCGCGUUUCUCUGUUUUUCUUUUUUGUUCACAUAGUGUUCUAAACGAGAACUUGCCGAGCCGAGGACAUUCGGGAGACCCCCUUGGAUUGCAAUUUUGAGAGUAAAAAUCAAUUUGUAUUGUUGAAAUUUACUGGUUACAAAGUAUUGUGAUUGCUAUAGUGACUUUUUAUCCUUUAUUUGUAAAUAUCAACGUUUAUACAAAAAUAUUAUUUAUCAUUGUUAACACUUUGAUCGCAUUAGUCAGGUUUGAAAUGAAAUUUCAAUUUUGUUUUGCAUAAUGAAAUCGCUAUACCUGCUUCAAAGCAUGAUUAUAUAAACUUCAUAAUGUGUAGUCAAAUUAUAUUAUAAUUAUAUCUAUUAUUAAAUAUAAAGAAAUUUUUCAAUAUUAAAUUUGUGUAUGAAUAUCGAUUGCGAUGUAUUAACGUGUUUUUAUGUGCAAGCAUUUUUUAUUUAUAACGUGAAGUAAAGCUUUUUAAAACAAUCGUAAAUAUUUUAUCGAGAAACAAGUAUGCGUACAUGUGUAUAUAUCUACAUGGAAGACAAAGAUUUUUACAACACUAUGAUGUUUGGAGAACGUUCAGCUAACGGAUCCUCUGUAAUCUGAUUACAGGAAAGAUUACUCUAACGAGUGAUCCACUUGACUCGCUUGUAGCUUCUCCACGUCUAUUAUUGUUUUCACUUCAACAAUAAAAUAUUGUCGGAGGUAAGCUCGAACCCUCAAACUUGAAAGCGCCAUUUGUGCUUUUGAUAUUUCGCUCAGUAAUCAGCGGCGACUAUCUAUUUCGCACAAGAUGCGGCUCGUACUAGCAUGUAAGUUUUUAUUGUGCAAUGAUGGAAUAAAAUGAAGAAAUCGAAUGUAAAUCAUUAUUAAAGGACGGUGGACUGUUAAUAUUAUAAUUAAUGAGAAAAAAAAGGAAACAAAGAGUGACUGGCGUCUUUGAGGGAGGCAUAAGCCUAAAUAAGUUCGGACUCUGAUGAAAAAAACGUUGUCAAUGUUGUACUAUAUAUCUUUAAAUCAAUAUAUCAAGAGGCGUACUCAGGGCUAGAAUGUUGUAAUUAUUAUUUUUAAUUAUGUAAUAUUCAUACAUUAACUAUAAUCAGUCUACACUUAUAACUCUCCCUUGCUGUUUCAGCAAGGGUAUCUGUUGCAAUGUAAAUAAACUUAUAUUUAUACAAAUCUAAA
Messenger RNA from Nasonia vitripennis (jewel wasp), 4660 nucleotides. Its product is annotated as dual specificity mitogen-activated protein kinase kinase 7. The transcript has 8 exons. Bases 460 to 2790 code for a protein of 776 amino acids. Gene Ontology annotation, biological process: protein phosphorylation. Lineage: Eukaryota; Metazoa; Arthropoda; Insecta; Hymenoptera; Pteromalidae. Gene Ontology annotation, molecular function: protein kinase activity; ATP binding. The record is from RefSeq and is a predicted model, not a curated record.